CCCCGUGUCCGCAGGACCCCCUGACCACGCUGCGGGAGCACUGCGAGCAGACGGAGAAAUGCGCCAAGGCCCGGGAGCGGCUGGAGCUGUGUGACGCGCGGGUGUCCUCCCGCUCCGAUACAGAGGAGCAGUGCACAGAGGAGCUCUUCGACUUCCUGCACGCCAGGGACCACUGUGUUGCUCACAAGCUUUUCAGUAAGCUGAAGUGAAGGGGGGCAUGGUUAUCCAUCUGCUUCCACAGCCAGUGCCAGCGGUUCCUGGAUCACAGUUCUGCUUCCUGCAGUCCAUCCUCCAUGCUGAGCAUGAAUGAAGCGGCUUCCUGGCAGCCUGUCACUGCCUCUGUGCUCCUGGAAGAUGUGCAGCUGUGCAAAAAAAAUAACAAAACGUGUUGAUGUUCUGUAAUUUUCCAUAUUAAACAUUGAGAGUUCCUGUGGAA
Molecule: messenger RNA, 436 nt
Organism: Cyanistes caeruleus (blue tit)
Lineage: Eukaryota; Metazoa; Chordata; Aves; Passeriformes; Paridae
Source: RefSeq, a predicted model, not a curated record